Molecule: messenger RNA, 3414 nt
Organism: Ceratina calcarata
Lineage: Eukaryota; Metazoa; Arthropoda; Insecta; Hymenoptera; Apidae
Product: muscle M-line assembly protein unc-89
Exons: 3
Coding region: 686-3052 (788 amino acids)
Source: RefSeq, a predicted model, not a curated record
UUAUUUUUACAAUUCUCCGUUUAAUUGAAGUGAAUUAAAAUAUAUUUUUGCACUGUGUGUAACAUUGUCGCCUUCGUGAUCGAUCGAAAGUUGUUCGAUUGUGAGAAAUGAGUUAGUGAAGGAUCUAUGCAUUUUCAAAAUAUAAUCGCGAUCGAUAACAGUUAUAUAAACAAAGCACGACUGCACAAGCUUUCGAUAUUGCAUUUUUACAUUAUCCUUUCGAGAAAUUUCUUACUUUCCGUUUUGACAUCGUUUCCGAUUAUUAAAUACUAUCAUCUAUUCAUGAAGGUGUAGUUAACAUAAAAACGCGGGAACAGUAUUUUAAGAGUAAGUUUCAGUAAAAGUGAGUGAGAACGUCACUUAUAACUGGUUGCAAUCAGUUACGUCACCGUCACAAUAUCUAAGAGCCUUCUUAAAGAAAAACCAUGAAAAAAACAGUCGAAUAAAUGAAUAAAUACGUCACAGUAUAAGAAAUGCGCAUCACAAACGUGUGUUCGAGAAAGUGUAGGAGUGUUUACUCCACGCUCGAGAAGUGAUAGGAACUUGUCACGUUCGCUUGUGAUGACAUUUCCUAGAUCCUUGUUUUAAACUCAUUUCGAUUAAUUUUACUCAGAGCGAACAGUAUUGAUUUUAAUUUCAAUAAGCUGCCUCGUCUUCUUGUUUAAUAUUCACGAUUCAUGGAAGAAUGUCUUCAAACUUAAGAAAAAGGGGUUCUUCAAAAACAGACUUCCAAGGAGAAGUACAAUCAACCGAAGUGACUACAGUUUCUAAAGUAAAGAGGGCUGCGAAUCAAACUUCAAAUACUAAGGAUCGUGUCAAAACAAACACAAGAACCCUAACAAGAGCCAGAAGGGCAAUAACUAAUAAAAGUGAUCCAUCAUCUUUGAAAAAUGUCACACAGAGAAAGAAGAGAACGAGCAGAAAGAAGUCAGUUGAACAGGCAGACGUCAGCAUUCAAGUAGAUCAAAAGAAGUGUGUAACACAUAAUAAUACUAAGGUACCGAAAAAGGAAUCAGUCAAGAAAAGAAAAGUUAUUAAAGGAACGCGUGCAGGUGCUACGUCAAGACAAAUUUCCUUAAAGGAGUCAUUUCUGAAUCAAUCUAAAAUAGUGUUAAGGCCUCGUACAAAAUCUGGUACUGAUACACCGACAAAAAAAGUGAGUGAUAAUAAAAGAAAAGUGCCUAUUUAUGGUCGUGUUUCACCAGAAAAAAGUCAGAUUGAGAGGAACAGUGAGAUUUAUGAGUUUAAGUUUGAUAAGAAUGAUUCCAAAGAAAGAGUACGGAAGAAAGUUGCGAAGAAGAAGACUAUUGUUAAAAGGAAAGCAGCGAAUAGAAGGAAGAAAAAUAUUUCUGUAAAACGUGAUUUGGAAGCACCGAAAGCUGAUACAAAGAAACCAGUGAUUAGAGAUGAAUGUGAAAGUGUAGAAAAACCAGAUCCUGUGGAUUCUGCAAAGGAAGAACAUAAAGAAACUGAGUUAAAGAAAGAUUUAAAUGAUAUAAAAUCUGCAGCAGAUCUUGAGUUAAAUAAGGGAUCAGAAAAGUCAGAUGAUGCUGUACCGAGAAAAAUUGUGGGUGUUGGGAAACCUACAGUUCUCUCAGUAGAGAUUUUAAGCAAUGAAAGCGUUGCAACUCUAGAUAACUCAGAACCAUCGAAUCCAGAUGAUUUUAAACCGUUCAGGCCAACAAACAUUUUUAGUAAUAGAUUAACGGUUCCGCAAAGAAAUACAUUUAAUUGUUCUCUAUUUGAAAAGUCCUUAUCGCCAAUUAAGAGACCGACAGACAAUCUGCAAAUUAAUAAUAAUAGCCCCUGGAGAGUAUCACCGGUGUCUACACUUUCUCAGGUGAUGAAUGUGUAUCAAAGUACGCCUCAAAAUAAUAUUAACGACGUUCCCAAGGCAUUUCCGCGGAUAUUAAAGAACGAUCCAAGACAGUUUGGAAAUGUGUUGAAGGCUAGAAACAAUUUGCAGAAAAGUAACGACUCUGUAAUCUGCAAUACUCCAAAAAAGAAGAGCUCCUUGAUUUCGAGAAAAUUUGGUACAGAAAUUACGAAUAUCGAUCAUUCUUUGAAAUCCAAGUCCUCGAUAGAAAUAAGUGAACGAACGUCAGCUAAAUCUAACGAAGACGUUGAAAACUUAAUCACCUCGAAUGUGAAUAUAUUAAAACCCGUCGACAAAAAGAGUAAUAUUUUGAGUCCGAAAAAGGAAAGUCCUCUUAAAAAAAGUAACGCAAUGGUAGUUAAAGCCAACGUUUAUGUAGCGGAUGAGCAGAAGGAAAAUCUUGAUCCUCUGCCUGGACCCUCGGGCUUGAAAAGUACUCGAAUUUCUAACGAGCAACAUGUAUUGCGGCAAUCGAACUUAAACAAUUUCUUGAAUUUAACAGAAACACCGCAGAGUGCAACGAUCAGAACUCCUCAUGGAAUAUUCGACGACCCGGAAUCGAUAUCCAUCCCUGGCAAAUCUUUAAAUAAGCCCGAUACAUCUAAUAUAGAAUUGAAAACCGCGUUCGGUUUUGAUGAGAAUUCCAAUCCCGAAUGCAUAACUAUAAAUAACACGCCUGUAUCGUCGAAUCUGAAAUCGUUGAACGAAAAAUCUGUUGCAAGGUUAUCAGUUAACGAGAUAAAAAAUGUAUUACUGAAGAUAGAUGAAAUUAGAAAUGAACAUAACGUGGAGAACGUAGUAGUCAAGAAAAAAGUAAUGAAGUCACCUGUCCAACGAAAAGUCGAGGCCAUCAAUUUUUCUGACACGUUUGACGUAUUAUCUGAAGCGGGCGAUACAACAGCACCUUCGGCGACCGAGGUACCGCUAUUUACCGAUUGCGAGCCAGUUCAUUUCAAAGAGCCGCCGCGAUAUUCGUACAAGCGGAAGCAGAUAAGGCGAUUUGAUUUUUCGGAUAACGAAAGUGAAAACGAAGGAGAAGAGGAGAUCGUACAUCCAAGAAAGCGAAAGAAAACCAAUAAACUGAAGAACCAACAGGAUAAGAGAUUGAUAGAAUGGAUUAAGGACAUUAAUAGAACGUUUCACGAGAUAGACGAGCAUGAACUUGUGGUCGAGUAAAUUAUCGUUAACUCUUACAAUUUUAUACCUGCCGUCUUAGCUCUCUCUUUUUUUUUUUAUAUAUUACGCAUUUUUUUUACCUUCUCGUUUCUAAUAAUAUAUAAGUUUUUAAAAUGGCAAUAGACAGAAUGUAGUAACUUCAUGCGGAACUAAGUAAAUUUUAAGAUAUUUGCUAGGAUUUUACAACUAUCUGUACGUAAUUUAUUAUAGCCUUAUCAUUCGUUUUAUAAGUGUAUCUUGUAUAUUUUUAAUAUAAGCUAAACUGUACUAUAAGUAUAAUCAGUAAGCAUGUAUUGAUAGAAAAUAGAUAUUCUUAACAUACGACUGUGUUCUGAUUUAUAAAAUUACAUACGUGCAAUCAU